AUGUCAAAAAGUAUCAGUUUACAAACUAAUGAGAGGAUUGCGUUGUUAUAAAUACAUUGACAUGUUUUGUAGUCGUAAAUGACUUUGAACAAUAUGAAGGUUAUCAUCCUACUGUUUUUAUGUUUCGUCCUACCGGACAGAUCAAACUCGGGCAAAGUCCAUCCAACAAUUCACAAAAAGCUGCAACAUGGACUGAAGAAUAUUCCGUGGUCUUGGAAACUCACAGGAUUGCACAUGGAAAAUAAGCAUCCUAUCUCCUUCAAUGUAAAAGUUGUCUCCACCUAUAAAGUCACUGGAAUGUUGAAAAACAAAAAUCGCAAGUACCGAGACUGUGCAGCUAUACUGAAGAAGAAUCCAUAUAGAAAAGACCAGGACGGAGUGUAUACGAUUUAUCCGGAUCUUAAAACAAAGAAACACGUGUACUGUGACAUGACAACAGAAGGGGGCGGCUGGACGGUCAUCCAGAAACGAGUUAAUGGGUCAACAGAUUUUUACAGAGACUGGCAAACCUACAAAGUUGGAUUUGGAGAUCCCAGGAAAAGUUAUUGGAUGGGAAACGACGUCCUACACUUGCUAACAAAAUCAGGGAACCAAGUCCUCCGUGUGAACCUUCAGAAAUUUAGCGGUCAGAAGGCGUAUGCUAAAUACUCCAAGUUAUUUGUUGGUGACGAAAGCAGCAAAUACAAACUGACUGUGUCAGGAUACAGUGGCACGGCAGGGGACAGUCUUACCUACCACAACGGAAUGAAAUAUUCAACAAAAGAUCAAGACAACGACAAAUAUAAAGGACGUUGUACGACGCAUCACAAAGGAGCGUGGUGGUAUAACAAGUGUUACUAUUCCAACCUGAAUGGACAGUAUGCUAACUCCGCCGUGGUCAGUGACAAGUACCUUAACUGGUAUAAAUGGGGGAAUAAACCCGAAGCAUUGAGAAGAGCCUCCAUGAUGAUCCGACCAUGGUAAUAGAUGUCGAUACGUUAAAUAAAUGAAAUAAAAGGUGUCUUUGUAUU
Messenger RNA from Ostrea edulis (European flat oyster), 1010 nucleotides. RefSeq names its product ryncolin-1-like. The coding region runs from base 79 to 963 and encodes 294 amino acids. The record is from RefSeq and is a predicted model, not a curated record. NCBI's taxonomy places the organism in Eukaryota, Metazoa, Mollusca, Bivalvia, Ostreida, Ostreidae. The transcript is spliced from 6 exons.